UGUUGAAAUUAGUUGUGCUGGGGAAUUCCCACCCCUGGGUAUUCUGCCCAAUUUCCUCUUUUUGGGUCCUGAAGCGCUUAUAAAUACCCUCUCUGAGAGCACAGGAGAUAAGCUUCAUCUCCUCCUGGCUUUGCCUUUCUGGAGUGGUCCGUGUCACACUUGGACAGGGAACCAUGAGACUCUGUAUCUGCUUUGUGUUGCUCUCUGUUAUUGUGUGUGCAAGUGCUGACAACCCAUUCACACGUGGCGGAAAAUUUGUCGCGGAUGCAGCUGGAGGAGCAUGGGAUAUGUUCAGAGCAUACCGGGACAUGCGCGAGGCAAACUUUAAAGGUGCUGACAAAUAUUUCCAUGCUCGUGGCAAUUAUGAUGCUGCACGAAGAGGACCUGGUGGUGCUUGGGCAGCCAGAAUGAUCAGUGAUGCCCGGGAAAACUGGCAAGGCGGCGUGAGCGGCAGAGGCGCAGAAGACACCCGUGCCGACCAAGAGGCGAACGCGUGGGGCCGAAACGGCGGGGACCCCAACCGCUACAGACCCGCGGGCCUUCCCAGCAAAUACUAACGCGCGGUGUGCCCCUUCCCCCUCCCUCACGCACCCCCAAUAAAGAAACCGCCUUAUUUCC
Oxyura jamaicensis (ruddy duck) is the source of this 618-nucleotide messenger RNA. Its product is annotated as serum amyloid A protein. Gene Ontology annotation, cellular component: extracellular region. The coding region runs from base 174 to 557 and encodes 127 amino acids. The record is from RefSeq and is a predicted model, not a curated record. The transcript is spliced from 4 exons. Lineage: Eukaryota; Metazoa; Chordata; Aves; Anseriformes; Anatidae.